Acanthopagrus latus (yellowfin seabream) is the source of this 1176-nucleotide messenger RNA. RefSeq lists its product as uncharacterized. Gene Ontology annotation, molecular function: ciliary neurotrophic factor receptor binding. The transcript has 5 exons. NCBI's taxonomy places the organism in Eukaryota, Metazoa, Chordata, Actinopteri, Spariformes, Sparidae. Bases 359 to 1003 code for a protein of 214 amino acids. Gene Ontology annotation, biological process: negative regulation of neuron apoptotic process; ciliary neurotrophic factor-mediated signaling pathway. The record is from RefSeq and is a predicted model, not a curated record.
UCAUAGGUUUGAAAAUCACACAGAUGCUGCUGACAAUGCCCAUUUGCCACACACAUGUGACAAAACAACAACUAAAAAAACAAGAAAGUCAGAAAAAAAAACAUCUGUAUGGAAGUUAAUCAAACCUUAGUCAAACCUUAUUAGGUUUCGUGUUGGGAAAGCUUACUCACUUCUGCAUGAAUCAUACAGUGACUAAGUAGAUGCUGAGAGAGAGAGAGAGAGAGAGAGAUUGAGAGAGGAAAGAACCAAACCAAACCGAAAGCAAGAGUCCGGCAAAUAUAUAAACUGUACAUGAGCCUCACUACAGCAUGAAGGUAUCUGGCUCCUGUUUGAGUUCACUGGUCACUGCUCCUACAAGAUGGCUCUUUGGUGGCAAGCUCUCCUCCUCCUCUGCUGGACACUGAACUGUGUCAGGUCCUCUGCUCCUUCUCCACUCAUCCAGAGGAAUAAAUACAACAACUCCUUUCGUCUCACGAGGUCCACUCGAACCCGCGUCCAGCAACUGCAGAAGAAAUACACGGAGCAGCAGUUGGGAAACAAGUAUUUUGAGGACAGAGGCCGUCAGUUGAGGGAGCUGCCGUCGCUUUCUACAGAUUUCUACAGCUGGCUGACGCUGACGGACUGGGAUCGGCUGCACGCUGCUUUCUGGGACAUGCAGGCCUACUGGAAUAUGCUGGAACAGAAGAGAAAACAGCUGGAGAGACAGCAGAUUGGGGGGCAGGCGCUCCGCAGCACUUUACCUCAGAGCAUCAGGCACAUUCAGCUGGACCUGAGGGACCUGAUGAGCCAAGUCAGCAAUCAGAUGAGUUACAUGCGGAGCUCUUGGAUGAAGCCAACCUCUCCGACAGCACGGGCACCCUUGCGCCCAGAGAACAGAUCUCAGACAUUAUGGGACAGUCGUGUGGAAGGUUACGUCAUUCUGAGGGAUCUAGACCUUUACCUCACCAAGCUGGCAAGAGACUUCCUCCUGCUGGCUUCAAAAACGCACAUGACUCAGCAGUGAAAAGCAGAGCGCUGGGUCCAUGCCGACGUGCACACAUAAUGAUGAAAAAGGCUGAACUGACAAUCAGCACUUGAAGGGAAAUUGUGAUUAAUUAUUUUAAUCAGUGCUUUAGAAGGUGUUGUCAACAGUCAGCAUGGAGCUCUCUCUCUCUUUUUUUUACAAGAUGUUUUACU